AUGGAGUACACGGCGUCGCCCAAGCCACAGCUCUCAUCAAGGGCCAACGCUUUCUCCAUUGCGGCGCUCAUGUCCAGCGGAGGCGGCUCCAAGGAGAAGGAGUCUUCGGAGAACACCAUCAAACCCUUGGAACAAUUCGUGGAGAAGACUUCCUGCGCCCAGCCCCUUGGCGACCUCCCGGGGCUCGACUCCCACGGCGACUUCGGCGGCAGCCUUGGAAGUGGUGGCGGUGGCGGCGGCGGCAGCCCUUCCUCUCUGUGCACCGAGCCCCUCAUCCCCACCACCCCCAUCGUCCCCAGCGAGGAAAUGGCCAAGAUCGCCUGCAGUCUGGAAACCAAGGAGCUGUGGGAUAAAUUUCACGAGCUGGGCACCGAGAUGAUCAUCACCAAGUCGGGCAGGCGAAUGUUUCCUACCAUUCGGGUGUCGUUUUCCGGGGUGGACCCUGAAGCCAAGUACAUUGUUCUGAUGGAUAUCGUUCCCGUGGACAACAAGAGAUACAGAUAUGCCUACCAUCGCUCCUCUUGGCUGGUGGCUGGCAAGGCCGACCCUCCCCUUCCCGCAAGGUUGUAUGUACACCCAGAUUCUCCUUUUACUGGAGAGCAGCUGUUGAAACAGAUGGUGUCUUUUGAAAAAGUGAAACUUACAAACAAUGAACUGGAUCAACAUGGCCAUAUUAUUCUGAACUCUAUGCACAAAUACCAGCCCAGGGUCCACAUCAUCAAGAAGAAGGAUCACACGGCUUCCCUGCUCAAUCUGAAGUCCGAAGAAUUCAGGACGUUUAUCUUCCCUGAGACUGUUUUUACAGCUGUCACUGCCUACCAGAAUCAGCUGAUAACCAAGCUGAAAAUCGACAGCAAUCCAUUCGCCAAAGGUUUCCGAGACUCCUCCAGGCUCACUGAUAUUGAAAGGGAAAGUGUUGAGAGUCUGAUUCAGAAGCAUUCCUAUGCCCGAUCGCCUAUCCGUACCUAUGGGGGAGAAGAGGAUGUCCUGGGAGAUGACAGCCAGACAGCACAAAAUAGAGGAUCAGCUUUUACUGCAUCUGACAACUUGUCACUCAGCUCCUGGGUAUCCUCUUCAUCCAGUUUUCCCGGAUUCCAGCACCCCCAGUCUCUGACCGCCCUGGGCACCAGCACUGCCUCUAUCGCCACAUCCAUCCCUCACCCCAUCCAGGGAUCUCUGCCCCCCUACAGUCGCCUCGGGAUGCCUCUUGCCCCAUCUGCCAUCGCUACCUCCAUGCCGGGGAGUGGGCCCACGUUCCCUUCAUUCCACAUGCCCAGAUACCACCACUACUUUCAGCAGGGGCCUUAUGCUGCCAUCCAGGGACUGCGCCAUUCUUCCACAGUGAUGACGCCAUUUGUAUGA
This is a messenger RNA of Dromiciops gliroides (monito del monte), 1362 nucleotides long. RefSeq names its product T-box transcription factor 20 (gene TBX20). Gene Ontology annotation, molecular function: DNA-binding transcription factor activity, RNA polymerase II-specific; RNA polymerase II cis-regulatory region sequence-specific DNA binding. The transcript has 8 exons. Gene Ontology annotation, cellular component: nucleus. The coding region runs from base 1 to 1362 and encodes 453 amino acids. The record is from RefSeq and is a predicted model, not a curated record. Gene Ontology annotation, biological process: heart looping; vasculogenesis; cell fate specification. Lineage: Eukaryota; Metazoa; Chordata; Mammalia; Microbiotheria; Microbiotheriidae.